GUCGGGGGGAAUCAGUCGAGCCGCGUCCGCCGCACGUAGUGGCCGUGUUGUGUGUGAACGUAACGUCGGAACCGGCCCGAAUGCCGGGGAACCAGUCGAAGCGAUGGCGGUCCGCGGCGUGAGAGCUGCGCUAUGUUGAAGCAUGCACAGCGGCCGCCUGCGGCGAAUGAUGCCGACCACCGCUACCAGAACAUGCCGCGGCGGCCGCACCACCACCUCCCGCUCAAUGUCUCCACUCUGGACUCCUCCAAACACUCUGUUGGAGGCACAUCGGCCAGCGUCAGUCCUGGAGCCCAGUCGCCUACUACCGUCGCCCCCAUGCCUGUAGUAACACCUGUACCGGUCGCAUCUCCCCCGAAACUUGCCAACGGAACGGCUACCGGUGUUCAACCCAGCAGGCCUGCUCUCACGCGGGCGAGGAGCACGCGGGCCGCAACCGAGGAAGCUUUGACAUCGUUAGCCUUACUGUGCCUCGUUAGUUUACUCUUGGCUUUACUAGCUUUACUUUUCCUACUGAAGAUAUCCGCGCCCGCGACAAGUGCUCCCGAGGAAUUCGCAGUGGUGUACGAAGUGACGUUAGCUUUGUGCGCGUUGACGCUAUCAUUGAACCUCUGCUGUCUGCUAGUGUGUGCUAUCCAGUUCCUGUUUGCGGUGAAGUUGGUGCACUCCCCCUCGGCACCUAACGGCCGGUCGAACAAAUAUUUGCAAAAAUCAGCAAUUACAAGAGUCUGCGCCGUUGGAGGCUUCUUUAUCUCAAUUCCGGUGUUUCUGACGGGUAUAAUACUCUACACCUUCAUCCAAUUCCACUCGACGCCAGCCAUCGUCACGUCCGUAUUCAUAGGCGUGGGGAUCGUAUUCUGCGGCUGCGCGAUGGUCCACAACGUGUUCGUAUGGCAGAAGGAGAAGACCAAUUUAGUGAAGGCAUUUCGAACACCGGACUUGAAUACGACUAAUAUGAACACAUCGAAUGGCAUGAUAAUGGGAAACGGGCACCUGAAUAAUACGGGCGGCAAUUUGAGCUUCCAUAGCAUGUCUGCGGCCCCGUAUACGCAUCCGAUAACGCUCUUGCAGCAAGGCGGACCUUACAUUAUUAGACCACCCACCAGCACUCCUCCAGGGGGAGCUGGCGAGGCCACACCGGGCGUGCCCGCCGCCACCGUCGACCUCAGCCACGACGCGCACGAGCUGAGCACCCUCGUUUGACCAGUCACGAGUAUCGAGGGUGAUACACUACAUUGUCAACUGAUACAAUUGAUACACUGUUUAAAUAAUUAAUAUUUUUGAGGAGUCAUAUAAAUUGUAUACACGUGUUGGAUACAAUCGAUUGACCCUCCCUACUAUUCCAUUAGUAGUUAUAUUCAAACAUUCUUUCUACAAUUAACACCUAUAACUAUUCAAGUUGGAUAUAUAAAUCAUCGAGAGGUCAUAUACUACAAUAUUUAUGAUUUUAAUGCUUCAUAAAUAUCGAUAAUAAUAAAAAAUAAGUUCGAUUCGAAUAAGUUCGUCGAACUCUUCAAAAUCGAUUUUUAAAAUAACGGUGAUAUUGUAAAGAAUAAAGGCAAUAAUGAUGGUGCCUUAGAAUAAAACAUUUUAACUGAAGUGUACAAAAAUAUUAAAUACUUGUAAAUUUUGAAAUCUACAAAACAUGACUUUUAAAGGGGUAUUUUUUUAAAUAAAAAUAAUUCUUUUUUACGAAACAUUAUUAUAAUGUAAUUGAUGAUAAGUAAACAACGAAAUUUGGAUAUUUAAAUAAAAAAUAAGUGUUUAAAAUAAAUAAAGGUCUAAAUUUUAUAUUAUAAACUCAAUUUCAACUGUAUUUGCUAUCAAUAUUAAUCUCCUGACUGAGAAAUGUUAAUAUAUAUACUUUUUUUUGUUAUGUAAUUUAAUAUAGCAGAAUACACAGAUAAUAAUUGAAUUGACUUAAAGAGGAUUAGUAAUUAAAAUCUUACUGUUGAAACAAGUAAGUCAGCUAUGUAUAAUUGUUAAAUUAUAAUAGUUCUUAUGACUUAUUGAAAUAAUCCUACACAUCUAUAGUACAUUUCAAUGAAUUUGUUAUCGUUUGAUACUUUAAAGAAAUAAAAAUAACGUUGGAGUAAAACAAAUAUUUAAACAUUUUUAAUUUCUUACAAAUAUGAUUGAAGUGAACUAUACGAUAUUUGUAAAUUUUGGUUAUAAAUGUAAAUAUUGUUUCUUAUUUUAUUUUAAAUAAUAAGACUCACAUUGCCAUGUUUUAUUAUUAUAAGUUUUAUUAAGUUUAAUCUUCUAUAUUUUAACGUACCUUGGCAUAACAAAUAAAAAAAAGAUAAUAUUUUUAAUUUUUAUAUCACCAAUUGUUUGGUAAAAGAUAUUCUGAAAUGUAAAAAUUUGCAAGAACAAUUAAUAUAUUCUAGUGUUUUGUUUUCCUAACUAUUGAAACUGGAUGGCUUGUGUCAUUAAAAGUAUAUUUAUAAUCUGUGUUAUUUUAAUGAGUGACAUUUUUAGUCUGUUUUUAUUGAACCCACCAAUCAGAAAUAAAAACACGAUUCAGAGUAUCAAAAUGUAUAUUUUGUACAUAGUUAAACAGAAACUGGAGGCAUAAUUUAAUUUAUUUUUAAUUGAUAACAACAUUUUCUAUUUUUUUUUCUAGUUUAUGUUAUGUGACUUAAAAAUAAACUUUAUUUAAAAACAAA
Molecule: messenger RNA, 2669 nt
Organism: Vanessa tameamea
Lineage: Eukaryota; Metazoa; Arthropoda; Insecta; Lepidoptera; Nymphalidae
Exons: 4
Coding region: 133-1203 (356 amino acids)
Source: RefSeq, a predicted model, not a curated record